Molecule: messenger RNA, 780 nt
Organism: Suillus plorans
Lineage: Eukaryota; Fungi; Basidiomycota; Agaricomycetes; Boletales; Suillaceae
Exons: 7
Coding region: 1-780 (259 amino acids)
Source: RefSeq, a predicted model, not a curated record
AUGCAAACACAUGUUGUGGAGCCAUAUUUGGCCGUGUCUCAGGCAGGUAUCACGGUCCGAUGUUACUUACCUGUGGAUGCGGGGUACCAAGACCCCUUUCUGAUACGAGUUGUAAGGGGGGCAGCAUGGAACCUGUCAGGUCCUGUCCUUGAUGUUGACUUAGGCAACAACACCUUGACAUUUCAAGGUUCCUAUGCAAAGAUCACGAUGCCUAUAACUCAUGCCACCAGAACCAGCUCAGUAGCGGAGCACAACCCCAUGAAACACUUCAUUGGCAAGCAAGUAGUUGUUAUCCAUGGCCGUAUGAAAUUGCUGCGUGGAACACUGCGCUCUCUCGCCAAAGGCAACAACUUCCACGAAGCCAUGUCGUCAGAUGUUGCAUCAAUCGUACAUCCAGAGGUCUCUGAGAGCCCGCACCCCACAUCCAACCCACCUCCAAGCCCGCCUCCUCCACCACAGUCCACCUCCAUACCUCACCCUAAUCCAUGGUCACUUGACCCCAGCAUCGAGCCAGAGACUUUUGUAUCUGAAGAAGCGCCAUCCACAGUCCCUGCAUAUGAUCCUUGGCGAGUGAAUCCUGAUGACGUUGGGGAGAACGAUUCUGAUAUCCCAGAUUCAUCUCCCACACGAUUCCUGUGCAACAGCAGAUUAAGCUCAUUACUAGCUCGGUGCCAGUUAGUUUUAAGGGUGCUACCAGCGCCAAGUGGCACAUGGUAUCAGAAUUAUCAUGAUCACCAGAUACAUUUCAAGAACAAGGAACACUGGCCUGAAAGAGGAUGA